Messenger RNA from Sipha flava (yellow sugarcane aphid), 2000 nucleotides. RefSeq lists its product as uncharacterized. The transcript is spliced from 3 exons. Lineage: Eukaryota; Metazoa; Arthropoda; Insecta; Hemiptera; Aphididae. The coding region runs from base 1184 to 1885 and encodes 233 amino acids. The record is from RefSeq and is a predicted model, not a curated record.
UGAUGAAGUUAUAGUUGAUAUACUAUACACUAUUCACUAUUGUUUAUAAAAAUCAUAUUUUAUUAUUUAAUGUAUCCAUUUAUUUCAAUCCAAGGAUUUAAUUUUGAUGAUCACAAAUUAUUAAUUAUUAAUUAAAUAAUUGAUUAAUAAUUGAUGAUUAACAGCAUUUGAUUUUGGGUAAUUGACAGAAAGUACAGAAUGGUAAGAUGCGUUAUCCAUUACAAUAACGCAAGGUUCCUCUAAAUUGUUUAACAUAUCAAUAAACCAUUUCUUAAAUAAAGUGGCGUUCAUUUGUGUGGUAAUCUGGGUGUGUAGGACUUGAUUUACAGCGUAAUAUUAAUUUAGAAUUAUUUACAAAACCAAAUUUACUUGAACCGGCAUGACAAAUAAGCAAUCGACCUCCUUUUCCAGUCGGCACCUUUAAUCCUUCAGUAUUUUGAGCAUUUUGCCAAAUUUGGCCACGUGAAUGAUUUUGGUAUACUGCUUUGUUAUACUAUACACACCGUCGUACAGCUAUUUUUUUUUUUACUUAGCUCGCGCCACGACCGUGGCGCUGGAUAAUCAGUACUGUAUAUUAUAACGACGACCAGUUUUGCGACGGCAGCCACAAUAGAGCGCUGUAGUCGCUGACGGCAAAGGUGGUGUUCCAUGUCUUAGUAUGAAUAACGGGAAGUGGUUACAUCGUCAAGGUCCGCUCAAACCGAAGCGGUAGCGGUGGCGGUAGCGGCAGCGAAAUUUAAUACCCAUACGUUUUAAUAUGAACGCACUCACUAUCGCGAAAUUAAUACCGCGGCGAAAAUGUUACCGCAAGAUUGAACGCGAUAUUUUUUUUUUUCGCUGCAGACACUAUAUUUUUCGCUUACCGCUGCGAUAAUCAGUUGUAAAUUCCCAACUAUGAGUUAUUAAUAUAUUAAUAUCUAUAAAAAUUUUAUCGUUACAUUGCAUGAUAUAUUUUGACUUUAUAUUCAAACACAUUGCAGUUGAAUCUAACUAACGUCGUGGUGUUUGAAUGUAUGAACGAUUUUCUUGUUUAAAAUUUAUAAUUUAUAAUAAAAAUGACCCAUAAAGUUGAACAGUUAAUAGCUAUUGUUAAAGAAUAUCCCAUCAUAUAUAAUAUGACACUUCUAGAAUUCAAGGAUACGAGAAAAAAGAUUAUAUUUGGGAUCACGAAAUAAGUGUUAAAAUGAACGGUGAAAGCGGAGAUGUAUUAAAAUCGAAGUGGAAAAACCUACGCGAUACGUAUCAAAAGCAUUUGAGAGCUAACAAAACAUCUACGGGCCAAAGUGUAAAUGGGACCAAAAAUAAAAACCUCUCUGCUUAUAAAAAGUGGCAGUGGGCGUCUCAUAUGGAAUAUUUGAAAGAACAUAUGACUUUUGCCGAAACUAUAUCCAACGUCCAUGAACCUGCUCAAGACGAAGAUAAUGAUACGAACGAUUUGUUAAACUACACCGCAUCUACUUCUGAAAAAAACGAAGUCAUAUUUUCUGCGUCUCCUAAAAAUCCUCAUAAAAAGUUUAGAGAUCUAAGUCAAAAAAAUAUUGGAAAUGAUUCGCAAUGUUCCAAUAUUGACAAAGUUUUAGAGCAUUUUAAAAACAAAAGCAAAACCUCACAUAAUGCUAUGGAUGGGAUUGAACUGUUAAUGAUGGACCACGCAAAAACUAUAAAAAUUUUUUCAGCUAGACGGCAAGCAAUAGCUAAAAACAAAAUAGCUAAAUUAAUCGGGGAAUUAGAGUUGGAACAAAUCGAUGAAGACACAACAACAUCGUCUUCGUCUCAGUCGUCUCACUAUAGCAUACCAUCAGUGACUCCAACGAGUCCGACGCCGUCGAUUAUCAGAAAUUAUGAUAAUGCUGACAAUUUGGAUGCAAUGUACUAUCAGUUGUAGUCAAUUUUAUUUUUUAUUUAUUCAAAUCGAUGAGUGUAAAAAAAGGAACAUAUAUCUAUAUAAAAUUUUUUUUUGUUUAAACAGUAGUACUACCUAUAUUUUCUAACAGUUAGAU